AUGGCUCGACGUUAUGAUUCGCGAACAACUAUCUUCUCACCUGAAGGCCGCCUGUACCAGGUGGAAUAUGCAAUGGAAGCAAUUGGCCAUGCAGGAUCCUGUUUGGGUAUCCUGGCCUCAGAUGGUGUUCUCUUAGCAGCUGAAAGAAGAAAUGUCAACAAACUGCUGGACGAGGUUUCAUACUCUGAGAAAAUUUAUAAUUUACAUGAUGAUAUGGCUUGCAGUGUCGCUGGGAUUACGUCUGAUGCUAAUGUCCUCACUAAUGAACUCAGACUUAUUGCACAGAGGUAUUUAUUGCAAUAUGGUGAACCAAUGCCCUGUGAGCAGCUUGUUAGUGCACUCUGUGACAUCAAACAAUCCUACACACAAUUUGGAGGUAAACGUCCUUUUGGUGUCUCAAUUUUGUACAUGGGUUGGGAUAAACAUUAUGGCUUCCAGCUUUACCAAAGUGAUCCAAGUGGUAACUAUGGUGGAUGGAAAGCAACUUGUAUUGGCAACAACAGUGCAAGUGCAGUGUCUAUGUUAAAACAAGAAUACAAAGAAGGGGAGACAAAUCUAGAAGAAGCCCUGCGACUAGCAAUUAAAGUUCUCAGCAAAACUUUAGAUAUGACCAAACUAACAUCAGAAAAAGUUGAAAUUGCCAAGCUGACACGAGAGGGUGGAAAGACCAAAAUUGAAAUCUUGUCGGCUGAUUAUGUGGAGAAAUUGAUAAAAAAACAUGAAGAGGAAGAAGAUAAAUCAGAAGCAGAGAAAAAGAAGGAGAAACCAACAACUUCAUAG
Messenger RNA from Acanthosepion pharaonis, 780 nucleotides. The record is from the annotation of a GenBank genome assembly. Lineage: Eukaryota; Metazoa; Mollusca; Cephalopoda; Sepiida; Sepiidae.